AUGACUCAUAACUCGCACCCAGAUGGGUUGACUGCGAAAGAUGCGCAUAUAUCUUAUCUACAGAGAGUUCAAAGUGCACAAGGAGAGUCAUCACGAAUAAAACUAGUUUGGGAAAACGACAGGUGGAGGGAAUGGAGCCAAGGAGAUUUACACGAAGUGGUCAAUGGCGACAUGAUGGCCAAAUUGGAGCAAUGGCUUGAAGAAGGGGAAAGCGAUAGCGUGUUUUGUCUUAAAUCAAGCGGCAACAGUUUACAUCUCAUUAAGACAAUCACUCCAGAUCCACAUAAACCACCCUCCACAUUUGUCAUUACUACCCUACCAACCAACUUUAAACAUGCUAAAACCUCAUCGCAAUCGGGUACACCUGUACCGUCUUCCCCAAUGUCAGUACUUCCGCUAUCCCUUCCCGUCAUCGACUUGUCUCGUGCGACCAGCUCUGUUUCAACGGAAUCAAGAUCACAGAUUGCUCUGUCCCAUGAUCCACCUGCCGAUAUAGACUGUAAAUCGCUGCUCGAGUGUACGGAUUGGGGAAAGACGAAACUGGGUCCAAGAAACAAAUGGCCACCCGUGCUGGAAACGAUGAUCGAAGUGGUGAUGCGUUCGCCGACGCAGGAUUCGCUUUGGCUCGGUGAGGAUUUUCAAAUGCUAUACAAUAAUAAUUACUCCCAGAUUGUGCAUCAUCCUCUAAUGUGGGGGCGGUCCGCGAAAGUCAAAGAAGCAUGGGGACCCGUUUGGGACGGCGUGUCCCAUCUUAUCGAUCGAUGCCUGACUGGCGGAGAACCUUGCUACCGAGAAGACGAUUUAUUACUGUAUCGCAAAGGUCCCCAAGGCUAUUGGGUAGAGAAAUACCAUACUUGGAGUUUUAUACCGCUGUUCGAUGUCGAUGGAACUCCUCUAGGUCUCUACAAUCCUACCCGGGAGACAACGAAUGCAGUGGUCGCCAAAAGAAGACAAGAAACUAUGCGUGAUUUAUCAGAGCACUUGCUCAUCGCGAGGACUUCCAAGGAAUACUACGCCAGUAUUGUUGAAGUAUUGGAGCAGAACUCAAAGGAUGUCCCCUUCUUGAUGUGCUACAGUGUACAGGAAGAUGCUCAGAGUAACGAGGUCAAUCUCGAGCUUGAAUCAUCCAUCGGUAUACCGAAAGAUCAUGCUGCCGCUCCAUCCUUUCUGAAAUUACCUCUCCCUAGCAAUCAAUCUGUUCGAUCGAAUUAUGGCUCAAGAGGAGGUCAACUAUCUUCCCCGACUCUUUCUGCGAUAUCGGUACUAUCCUCUGGCGGUGGAAAGGUCCACUACAGCUAUGAUACACAUUCCUGGCCUAUCGCAAAAGCGAUCACUACUCGUCAAGCCGUGGUGGUCGACGAUUGUACGCAGCUCAUAAAAGGCUUUCCGCUGCGCCAAUGGGAGGCGUUGCCACAAUCUGCAAUCGUUAUUCCUAUAUCUAGCGAAGCUUCGGCUGAUGUCCCUCAAGCGGUGUUUAUUUUGGGUCUCAAUGUCGCCUCCCCUCUCGACGAGGUGUACGAAGAAUGGAUCCAUGUUCUCAAGGCCCAUCUCAUCUCUUCCUUAGGAUCAGUGCGAGCCGCCGAAGCUGAACAAAGCCGCCAGUUGGAGAGAGAUCGCAUGGAGAGAGCAAAAACUGCAUGGUUCCAAGGGGCUGCCCAUGAUCUGAGAUCGCCUUUGACUUUGGUGGCUGGACCUCUUGAUGAUGUUCUACGAACACAGCUACUUCCGGAACAGAAAACUGCUCUUUCCCUUGCACAACGUAACCUGACUCGAGUUCAGAGACUGGUCAACUCGUUGCUUGACUUUUCUCGAAUCGAGGCGGGAAAAUUAGCAGGCCGGUUUGUACCACUUGAUCUUGGUAGAUUUAUUGAUGAUCUGGCUGUCUUAUUUCGCCCAGCAAUCGCAAGGAAGCGGAUCGAUUACCGAAUAGCGGUCGAUCCACACGAAGCUGCAGUUUUCGUCGAUCCCACUUUGCUCGAAACGGUGGUCACCAAUCUGAUUAGUAACGCCCUCAAAUACACUGAAGAAGGCUCCAUCACCGUUCAUCUAACUUAUCUCGAAUCAUAUGCAGAAAUUGCUGUGACCGAUACUGGUAUAGGGAUACCUGCCGGCGAGCUCUCUGCGGUAACAGAUAGGUUCCAUCGAGCUACAACUGCACUUUCAAGGGGAACCGAGGGCACCGGGAUCGGUUUGGCUCUGGCCAAGGAGAUUGUACGGCUCCAUGGAGGUGAUCUUAUCAUUACUAGUCGAACCGCUGAAGAGAGCGGAGCAGCGCAUGGAUCGACUUUCACUGCUCGCAUUCCCCUCAUCGAGAGGCAAGUCAUCGAGGAUCCCCAUUUGCCUGGCAAUUUUGGUGUUUAUGGUAAAGCGGUGGUUGAGGAGGCAAUGCACUGGAUGUUGCCAAAUGACAUUGAUUCGGAAUCGGCUGGAUCGGACAUCAACGGAUCUACUUCCUCCCGCGAAGAAAGUUUGCUAUUCGAAAAAAACGAUGUUUUGUUACUGGUCGAUGACAACAAUGACAUGCGACAGUACGUCAAAUCAAUCUUCCGUCCUUACUGCCAAAUCAUUGAGGCUGUCAAUGGCAAACAAGCUUUGGAAAUCGCCAGAAAAGAUCCGCCCAAUCUCAUCCUCUCAGAUCUCAUGAUGCCAGUGAUGAACGGGCAAGACCUUCUAUCAGCGAUACGUGCAGAUCCGGUCACCCGAGCAAUACCGAUGAUAUUGCUGAGUGCUGCGACAGACGACGAAUUACGUCUGGCUGCAUUCGCAGAAGGAGUCGAGGAUUUUAUGCUCAAGCCAUUCAAGCCAAAGGAACUUCUUGCUCGAGUCCACCUGCAUAUGCAAAUGCGUAAAAGUCGAGCGCAUUUAGAAAUGAUGCACGCUCAGCGCCAGCAAGAACUAGCUGUGAUAUUGGAUUACUGUCCUUCAGGACUUGUGCGCGCGGACCAAACUGGAGCCGUCAUCUAUGGCAACGAUACCUAUCGUUUGUACUCAGGUAUACCGCGUGGCGUCGAUCUUGGUAAUUGGCCCGACUAUGUGGAUACGCAGACUCACGAACGUUUGCUUUGCUCAUGGGACAAGAUUGUCAACGGAGACCAACGUGAAACCACCCUUACGUGGAAAUUCGCUAAUGGAACUUCGGUAUCUGGCACAUUCGUACGCCUAGAUUUGGUGAAUCCGACAAUGACAGGGAUAUUGGGUUGCAUCUCCGAUAUCAGUUAUCAAGAAGAGAAGCUGCUGGAGGCGGAAAGGAGAAGGAAGGAAGCUGAGGAAUCGAAGCAGCAACAGGAGCUGCUCGUGGAUCUCACCUCGCACGAGAUACGAACUCCUGUUUCCGCGAUUUUGCAGUGCUCCUCCUUGGUCAGAGAAAAUUUGUCUGUCUUACAGGCGCAGCUGCGUACUGCUACUAAUGGCGGCUUCACACCUACUUCGCAGAUGCUUGCAGAGCUGGAGGAAGAUAUAGAAGCUUUGGAUAGUAAGUUAACUGAAAACAACACGCAGCUGACGUCUGCAGGUAUCCAUCAAUGCGGUCUGAUCCAAGAAAGAAUCGCCAAUGAUGUAUUGUCUCUUGCUCGAGUACAGUUGGACAUGCUCACUCUGCACGACUAUGAGAUGAACUUGAAAGUUGAGGCGAAAAAGACCGAUCAUGUUCGUCUACACCAAGUCAUCACAAACCUUAUAUCGAAUGCUAUUCGGUUCACGGCGACUAGUUCAACACGAAUAAUCACAGUCCGCUAUGACGUUGCACUAUCUGCACCGGCUGCUGAUACCUGUGCGCCACCGGUUGAAAUGGACACCACGAUAAGUGCGCCUGUUCCUGAGGACACCAGAGUCUGGCUUUACAUUGCCAUUAAGGAUACAGGACCUGGUCUAGGGCCGACUGAGCAGAAGGCGCUAUUCCAGAGGUUCUCCCAGGGAAAUAGCAUGGUCCAUACAAAAUAUGGAGGAAGUGGGCUCGGAUUGUUCAUCUGUAAACGCAUAUCCGAACUUCUGGGCGGGCGAAUCGAGAUGGAAAGCGAGCUAGGAGUGGGGAGCGCGCACACUGGAACACCUUCUGUUAAGCAGUCUUUCGAUGAUUCCGUAAAAUCGCUUACUAUCACGUCCCCCGCCAGCAAUAUCAAGGCUACGGUUCCGAGCAGCGGUCUCAAACCAAAAGACAGUCUUCACCUGCUUGUUGUUGAAGAUAACGUCAUUAACCAAACAGUACUGAAACGUCAGAUCCUCAAAGCCGGUCUGACCUGCGAUGUCGCCAACCACGGACAAGAAGCUUUAGAUGCCAUCCAUCGUGUAUAUAGUAAGGCUGCAACCGGAAGCGAAGGAAGACCGCCAUACGAUGUUAUAUUGAUGGAUUUAGAAAUGCCUGUCAUGGAUGGCCUUACUGCUGUGAAGCAUAUACGGCAGGCCGAGGCCAGCGGGAUAUUCGACCGACAACUGGUGAUCGCUUUAACGGGAAACGCCAGACAAGGUCAGAUCGAACAAGCGUUGGCUGCCGGUAUGGAUGACGUCGUCAUCAAACCUUACAAACUACCGGAUCUCAUUGCAAAAAUGCGGCACAAAGUAAAGCAGAAAAACACGGAUCAAGCAUAA
Kwoniella shivajii is the source of this 4584-nucleotide messenger RNA. RefSeq lists its product as uncharacterized. The coding region runs from base 1 to 4584 and encodes 1527 amino acids. NCBI's taxonomy places the organism in Eukaryota, Fungi, Basidiomycota, Tremellomycetes, Tremellales, Cryptococcaceae. The record is from RefSeq and is a predicted model, not a curated record. The transcript has 10 exons. Gene Ontology annotation, molecular function: phosphorelay sensor kinase activity; histidine phosphotransfer kinase activity. Gene Ontology annotation, cellular component: plasma membrane. Gene Ontology annotation, biological process: phosphorelay signal transduction system; protein autophosphorylation.